CAACCCGGCCUGCGCGGUGCGGCGGCGCCCAGCCCGGCCUCUCCUGCUCCCGGCGCCGCCCGGUGGAACGGGUCGGAGGAACACCCGGGCAGCCUGCGGACCGGGGGGCCUCCGCCAACCUCUCCGGCCCAGCCCGCCUCCCCUCGGGCCGACCGCGGCGGUGACGCGCGGGGACCCGCACUCGACCGGGGAGGGCCGCACCGCCGCGUUACCUGGCCGUCGAUUGCUUGUCGGGGAGGUCUGGAAGAUUCCCAUCUCGAGCCUCUCGGCUUCCCAGGGCGACGGGCAGGGGAGAGAGGCGGUGGACGGCUCGCUGCGGGAGUCUGGGGGCGACUCGGGUACUUUUGUCGUCCCUCUCGCGUUCUCAGAACCAUUGCUGAGAAUACGGUCCGUGUUGUGUGGACUUUCCCGACUCUGACCUUAGGAGAGUCAGGUACAGAGGUGGGAAGAGGAAAUGUUAGAGGCUCAGCAUUCUUUUGAGAAUUAAUCAUAAAGUGUUGAACGACCUUUUAGAAUACAGAGUUUAAUGAAAAAUCCAUGCUUACGGGGUGAACAUGGCAGGCUUCCUAGAUAACUUCCGUUGGCCAGAAUGUGAAUGUAUUGACUGGAGUGAGAGAAGAAAUGCCGUGGCUUCUGUGGUGGCCGGUGUACUGUUUUUUACAGGUUGGUGGAUAAUGAUUGACGCUGCUGUGGUGUACCCGAAGCCAGAGCAGUUGAACCACGCCUUUCACACAUGUGGCGUGUUUUCCACAUUGGCUUUCUUCAUGAUAAAUGCUGUGUCCAAUGCUCAGGUGAGAGGUGACAGCUAUGAAAGCGGCUGUUUAGGAAGAACAGGUGCUCGUGUUUGGCUGUUCAUUGGUUUCAUGUUGAUGUUUGGGUCACUUAUUGCUUCCAUGUGGAUUCUUUUUGGUGCAUAUGUUACCCAAAGCUGUUAUUAUCCGACAUUACAAAAUUCAGCAUCAAGCGUGACCCAACUGCAGUUUAAAAGCAUGAACCAUAUCACAAAAACCGGAAUCAUUCGUCUCAAGAUAAAGCUCUUCUUCCCAAAGAGAAUGAUUACGACCUAGUGAAAAAUUAGGCCUUUCCUCCACUUAGUUACCGACUGCAAGGGUCUCUUUGCGCUGGCUCUCAACUCUUCCUGCAAAAUGUAUCUUUAACCUCAAAGUCCACGUUCCAGUCGAAGCCUCCUUUUGCGGAGUUUGAAACGCUGCUUUUGCACCGCGGGUAUUCCUCUGGGGGAUGUCAAAGGGAUAGCUGGGUCUUAAUUGCUUUUUUGCUUUUCUUUGUUAAUACAGGCUUUGUGUGGCACUUUUCUUCCUCCAGAGGGAUUUUAUAGCACCUUUUGUUGUAAGACAGAAUAAUAGUAACGGUAUUAAUAUCAGCUCCUAACGUAAGCCUUAUUUUGUUUAACCUCCUUCCUCUCUGAGAGGGCUGGCCUGUGCACAGAGUAUGAAGCGGUUGUGGAAUGCUGUGCCUUUGUCUAGAUACCUUCUUGUUUAGUUAUUUCCUCCUGUGUUACUGUCUUUUCCUCCAAAUGUCAGUAAACUUUGUCUUGCUUCCGACAAAUUGUAAGACUAUUUGUUUCCACCCUCUUGUAACUUGUAGCAAUAAAUACUACUUCUCACCCAUU
Molecule: messenger RNA, 1630 nt
Organism: Panthera uncia (snow leopard)
Lineage: Eukaryota; Metazoa; Chordata; Mammalia; Carnivora; Felidae
Gene: TMEM50B
Product: transmembrane protein 50B
Exons: 6
Coding region: 555-1067 (170 amino acids)
Biological process (GO): protein targeting to vacuole; late endosome to vacuole transport via multivesicular body sorting pathway
Source: RefSeq, a predicted model, not a curated record